Messenger RNA from Ilyonectria robusta, 5055 nucleotides. RefSeq lists its product as uncharacterized. The record is from RefSeq and is a predicted model, not a curated record. The transcript has 2 exons. Gene Ontology annotation, molecular function: protein binding; GTPase activator activity. Gene Ontology annotation, biological process: regulation of GTPase activity; regulation of actin cytoskeleton organization. Bases 1 to 5055 code for a protein of 1684 amino acids. Gene Ontology annotation, cellular component: cytoplasm. NCBI's taxonomy places the organism in Eukaryota, Fungi, Ascomycota, Sordariomycetes, Hypocreales, Nectriaceae.
AUGGCGUCCCGCUUCCAUCACCACACGCCGCCUCACACUCAACCUCACCUUCAACAUCACCCUCACCCACUUCGCCAGUCGCACACCAUCGACUUCGCGGCCACCACCUCGCCAUCUCCCUCUUCCAUCAACCGCUUCCCCUCAACGACUUCGUCGUCUGCCUCAUCAGGCUACUCGCACGCUUCCGAACACAGUCUCAACAGCCAGUCAACAACUGCCUCGAGCGGCUACGGUUCUCCCGCCCCCAACCACAAGCGUGCCCAGAGCGAUGUGAGAGCCAGAGCUCGCACCUUUGAAUCCGGGGAUAUGACCAGCCCCAAGAAGGCCUCAGACAACUUCUACAGCUCCGCUCGCCAGUCCCUCCGUCCACUCCCCCAGGUCCCAGCAUCCACACCGCCUGCGACGCCGCCACAUAGCCAUCACUCACCCCGUCACUCGCCCCGUCACGAUCGUGGCAAGAGCGUCGACAUCGGCAAACUAUCCCUGGCCCAACGAGAUGGCUACUCAUCUCCGACUUCUCCGCCCCGCGCUCUUCCAAUGCGACCCAACUCGAUGCUCUUAACUCGAUCCGAUUCGGUUCGCAACGAUGGUGGUCCCCCACACUCGCCGACACAUCAUGCGCCCAGCACCCACCUUGCCCGAGACGACAUUGAGGAACUUGGGCGGUCCUCAACAAGUCAGUUGAGGAACCUCUCUCGACUGGUUCAAUCUGAAUCUGCCGACGACUUCACCAUCACAUCUCCUUUGCAGGAAGUUGUUGGCCUACGAGGCCGACGAAAAUUACAACGAGCCGACAAUGCCGCCGGGGGCCGCCGAAACGCUCCUGCAUAUAGCUGGGAGGGCCGCAAUUGGAUGGACAAACAGCGACAGUUCCUCCAAGCCUACGAGUAUCUCUGCCACAUUGGCGAGGCCAAGGAAUGGAUCGAAGGCGUCAUCAACAGGUCCAUACCUCCCAUUGUCGAGUUGGAGGAAGCCUUACGUGACGGCGUCACACUCGCAGAAGUGGUGGAAGCACUCAACAUCAACAGGCGCUAUCGAAUCUUCCACCACCCCAAGCUCCAAUACCGACACUCGGAUAACAUUGCCAUCUUCUUCCGGUACCUCGAUGACGUAGAACUCCCAGAUCUCUUCCGCUUCGAACUCAUCGACCUAUACGAGAAAAAGAACAUCCCCAAAGUUAUCUACUGCAUCCACGCCCUGAGUUGGCUUUUGUUUCGGAAAGGCAUAGUCGACUUCCGCAUAGGCAACCUUGUGGGCCAACUUGAGUUUGAACAUCAUGAACUUGAGGCCAUGCAGAAGGGCCUCGAUAACCUUGGGGUUAGCAUGCCUACUUUCGGGAAUAUGGGCGCAGACUUUGGCGUCCCCGAACCCGAGCCCGAACCAGAAGAGACCGAGGAAGAGAGGAUCGAGCGAGAACUGCACGAGAACGAGGAGAAUAUCGUCGAGCUGCAGGCCCAGAUCCGUGGCGCUAUGCACCGCGUGAAACUGGGCGAGACUAUGCAAAAGCUUUGGGAUGAGGAGGAGUGGUUGAUCGACCUCCAAUCUCGAAUUCGCGGCGACUUUACUCGACAAAUUAUGGAUUAUCGUAUGCAGAUGAGACAGUUUGCCGUCAAGCUACAGAGCGCGGCACGAGGCUUCCUGGUCCGACGGAGAAUGGCGAAUAGCGACCAAGUCUGGAAGGCCAUCGAACCUGAGAUUCUGGAGUUGCAAAACAUCAUUCGAGCCAAGAAGGUCCGCCACCAGGUGCAAGAAAUGACUUCUCAGCUUUCGAGAUGCGGAGGACCUAUCAGGGAGAUCCAAGCGCUCUCCAGAGGUUUUCUGUUCCGCAAAUCCCACGUCGCACAACAGCAAGAGACCAAGAAGACGUCUGUAGAGCUCCCGAAGCUCCAGGCUGCCAUCCGAGGAAUGCUCGUGAGAGAGAAGGUUCAAAAUGACCUUCAGGAGCUCGAUGAACAUUCCAAUGCGAUUAUCGAGCUGCAGGCUGCGGCGAGGGCAGCGCUGACUAGAAACCAGAUCACCGUCGAGCAGGAGCAACUGCGCGCUUUUGCUCCUCAAUGGACCUCCAUCCAGGCAUUCGCUCGCGGUCUUCUAUCUCGGAACGAUACCGAGGUGCUGAAGGCGGAACUGAAGAAGCAUGUGCCCGAAAUUGGCCAACUCCAAGCUAUGGCUCGCGCAGCUGCAGUUAGGAGAGAGGUCACCAGCCAGCUGGAUGCCCUGAAGGAAAAUGAGCCUGCAGUCAUCGACCUACAAGCAAUGAUCCGGGGUAUGCUCGAGCGACAAAGCAUUGCCGCAGACCGACAAGAACUCGAGCAGCAAGAACCCGAGAUUAUCGCCCUCCAAGGCAACAUUCGAGGAUUCUUGUAUCGAAAACAACAUGAAGCAUUCCUGGACGAGUUGGACUCCCACACACCCCAGAUUGUCGAGCUACAAAGUAUCCUUAGAGCCAUGAUGGAGCGAGCUAGGGUAGAGGACCUCAUGGCUGAGCUUGAGCAAGAGGAGGACUCUAUUGUCGCCUUCCAGGCUGCUGCCCAGGGAUUCAUUGUUCGGGCUCGGUUCGAAGAGAAGAAGCGCUUCUUCAACGAGAACAUGCAGAAGGUCGUCAAGAUCCAGAGUUUCAUCCGCGCCAAGGUCCAAGGAGAAGCCUACAAGAGCCUGACUACCGGCAAGAACCCCCCUGUCAAUGCCGUCAAGAACUUUGUCCACCUGCUCAACGACAGCGAUUUUGACUUCAACGAAGAAAUCGAGUUCGAACGCAUGCGCAAGACUGUGGUCCAACAAGUUCGACAGAAUGAGAUGCUGGAACAGUACAUUGACCAGCUCGACAUCAAGAUCGCCCUCCUCGUCAAGAACAAGAUUACUCUGGACGAAGUUGUUCGACACCAGCACAACUUUGGUGGACACUCCAUGGGCUUCCUGGCGAAUAGCUCUAUGAGCUCUGCCAACCAGUUUGAUCUGAAGGCACUCAACAAGAGCUCAAGGAAGAAGCUGGAGUCGUACCAGCAACUUUUCUUCAACCUCCAAACCCAACCACAGUACCUUGCCCGACUCUUCAAGCGCAUCCGCGAGCAAGGCACUGCUGAGAACGAAUGCAAGCGAGUUGAACUUUUGAUGAUGAGCCUGUUUGGGUAUGCACAGAAGCGACGAGAGGAGUACUACUUGCUCAAAUUGAUCGCCCGAUCAAUCAAAGAGGAGAUUGCAGGUGCCAGGACCGCCCAGGACUUCCUCCGAGGAAAUUUCUUCUGGUCCAAGCUGCUCACCAACUAUACCCGCUCACCCCGAGACCGAAAGUACCUUCGAGAUGUUCUGGGACCUCUGAUCCGCGACAACAUCGUCGAGGACCCUGCACUUGAUCUCGAGAGCGACCCCAUGCAGAUUUACAAGUCGGCAAUCAACAAUGAGGAGCUCCGGACUGGUGACCCCGACCGCAGACCUCCGGAUGUGCCCCGAGAAAUUGCCAUCCGCGAUCCCGAGACCCGACGGCUGUUCAUCGACCACCUUCGGGACUUGCGAGAAAUUUGCGACCAAUUUUUCAUUGCUCUAGAGGACCAAUUGCACAGAAUGCCUUAUGGGCUUCGAUUCAUGUGCCGCCAGAUCUUCGAUGGCUUGCGCCAGCAGUUUAAGCGUGAACCCCCAGAGAACUUGCUACAGAUUGUCUCCAACUGGGUGUGGCGAUUCUAUCUCCAGCCCGCUGUGACCAGCCCCGAGAAUUUUGGCGUGAUCGAGAGGAUGCUGAGCCCUCUGCAAAAGAGGAAUUUGAGCGAGGUUGCAAAGGUCAUCAGUCAGAUUGCCUCUGGCCGUCCAUUCGGUGGCGAAAACAUCUAUCUUCAGCCUCUCAACGCCUUUGUGGCAGAGUCCGUUGACCGGCUGAACCAGAUCACGAACGAAUUGAUCACGGUGCAGGAUGCCGAGCAGACGUUUGAUAUUGACGAGUUCAACGACCUUUACGCCAAGAACAAACCUACUCUGUACAUCAAGAUGACGGAUGUCUUUGCCAUCCAUCAUCUUGUUGCCGCGGAGCUUCAGUUUAUCUGCCCCAGCCGCGACGAUGUCCUGCGUGAGAUCCUGCACGAACUGGGUAGUGCUAAGAGCAACGAGAGCGAGAUGAACGCGGCGGGCUCAUCAGACAUCCAGAUGUUCCUCACCCCCAAACUGCACGAUGUCGACGACCCCGAGGCUGAGGUCAAGACUCUCUUCAUGGAGACGAAGCGAUGCGUCCUGUACAUUAUCCGUGUCCAGACCGGUGCCAAUCUCAUGGAGAUUCUUGUCAAGCCCAUCACUCCCGAGGACGAGCACAAGUGGAAUUCGCUGCUGCGCGAGGAUUUCAAAGCGGGCAGCAGGACACGCGGUGCCUACUCAGACGCCAACAUGAUCGAUGUGACGCGCAUGUCCUACCACGAUCUCAAGCGCACGGCGCUCGAGAACGUGAUGCAUCUGGAGCACAUGGGUCGCAUAUCGAAGCACAACCACUUUCAGGAUGUCCUCAACGCCAUCGCGCUCGACAUCCGGACCAAGAGCCGUCGUCGUGUUCAGCGUCAACGCGAACUCGAGGGCGUUCGCAUGACCUUGGGCAACUUGCACGAGAAGGCCAAGUACCUGGAGCAGCAGCGCAAGAGCUAUGACGACUACAUCGAGCAGGCGAUGGGGACGCUGCAGAACAAGAAGGGAAAGAAGCGAUUUUUGAUGCCUUUCACCAAGCAGUACAACCACCAGCGCGAGCUGGAGCGCAGCGGCCGCGUACCCAAGUUUGGCAGCUACAAGUACAGCGCGCGGGCGCUGUCGGAGAAGGGCGUGCUGGUGACUUGGACUGGCGUCGGCGAGCGUGACUUGGACAAGAUCAACCUGACCAUCUCCUGCGACGAGGUGGGAGUGUUCAGUCUCGAGGGCUCGCGCGGCCACAUCCAGAUCCCCGGUGCCAGCGCGCAGGUACCCAUCGAGGACCUUCUGCAGGCUCAGUUCGAGGCACACCAGUUUAUGAACCUGUUUGAGGGUAACCUCAAGCUAAACGUCAACUUGCUGCUGCACCUGCUGUACAAGAAGUUCUACCGGACCCAAUAA